GUUUUUUUCUCUCGCCCCGCCUGCGCCAGGCCGGCCAAUGGCGGCGGGCUGUUUACCCACGAGCCUCGCCCAGCUCCUCGAACUAGGCCAAUGAGCGGCGGCAGCGGCUCCGAGGGGGCGGCUCCGAGAGGCUGUGCGUGUCUUGUGAGAGCUCUUGAACCAAGUCAGAGCUAGAGCUGGGCGGCUGGAAACGGCGGCCGCCGCUGGUGACUCAGGGAGGCAGGAGGCGGGGGAGGAGCCCUUCCUGCAGGCGUGGAAACCAUGGUGCUCACGCUCGGAGAAAGUUGGCCAGUAUUGGUGGGGAAGCGAUUCCUCAGUCUGUCCGCCGCCGACGGCAGCGACGGCGGCCACGACAGCUGGGACGUGGAGCGCGUCGCCGAGUGGCCCUGGCUCUCUGGGACCAUUCGAGCCGUCUCCCACACCGACGUUACCAAGAAGGAUCUGAAGGUGUGCGUAGAGUUUGACGGGGAAUCUUGGAGGAAGAGAAGAUGGAUAGAAGUCUACAGCCUUCUAAGGAGAGCAUUUUUAGUAGAACAUAACUUGGUUUUGGCUGAACGAAAGUCUCCUGAAAUUUCUGAACGAGUUGUUCAGUGGCCUGCAAUAGUGUACAAGUCUCUGUUGGACAAAGCUGGUUUGGGAUCCAUAACGUCUAUUCGCUUUCUGGGAGAUCAGCAAAGAGUAUUUCUUUCUAAAGACCUCCUGAAGCCUAUACAGGAUGUAAACAAUCUUCGACUUUCCCUUAUGGAUAAUCAGAAUGUCAGUAAAGAAUUUCAAGCUUUGAUUGUGAAACAUUUGGAUGAAAGCCAUCUUUUACAAGGUGACAAAAACUUAGUUGGUUCAGAAGUAAAAAUUUAUAGCUUGGACCCAUCGACUCAGUGGUUUUCUGCAACAAUUGUAAACGGAAACCCAGCAUCAAAAACUCUGCAAGUCAACUGUGAGGAGAUUCCAGCACUGAAAAUUGUUGAUCCAUCACUGAUUCAUGUUGAAGUUGUGCAUGAUAAUUUUGGGACAUGUGGUAAUUCCACAAAAAUUGGAGCCGUAAAACGCAAGUCUUCUGAGAAUAAUGGAAGCCUAGUUUCCAAACAAGCAAAAUCUUGCUCUGAGGCCUCUCCUAGUAUGUGUCCUGUACAGUCUGUGCCCACAACGGUUUUUAAGGAGAUCCUGCUUGGCUGUACGGCAGCAACCCCACCUAGUAAGGACCCGAGGCAGCAGAGCACUCCUCAGGCUGCCAACUCGCCACCCAAUCUUGGAGCAAAAAUUCCUCAAGGAUGUCAUAAACAGAUUUUACCAGAAGAACUUUCUUCCUGUCUAAAUACAAAGCCUGAAAUACUGAGAACAAAACCAGAUGUUGUCUGCAAAGUAGGAUUGCUGUCUUCAAAGUUCUCUCAGAUUGGAACUGGAGACUUAAAACCCCUUAGUGAACCAAAAGGUAGCUGUACCCAGCUGAAGACUAGCACUGAUCAGGAAAACCAGUCGGAAUCGGUUUCUCAAUCAUCGACUGGCCUUCCUAAGGAGUGCUCACCUACAAAGCCUUCUUCUACGGCAGAAUUAGAAAUUGCCAGUACUCCUGAACUGCAGAAGCACCUAGAAUAUACGCCUUCCACAUCUGAUGUCCUUUCAGAUAAGCCAGAGGAGAAAGCAGGUGUCAAUAGUAAUAGCUUUAAUAGUUGUGUGGAAAAAAAGAUAGAAUCUUCAACUUUAGGAUGCCGGUCACAGAAUUUGAAGGAAUCUUCAGUAAAAAUAGAUAAUGAAAACUGUUGUACAAGAAACAACAGUAAAAUCCAGAAUGCCCCAUCCCGAAAGUCGGUUUUGACAGACCCAGCCAAAGUCAAGAAGCUGCAGCAGAGUGGUGAGGCCUUUGUACAGGAUGACUCCUGCGUGAACAUCGUUGCACAACUGCCUAAGUGCCGGGAGUGUCGCUUGGACAGUCUCCGCAAGGAUAAGGAGCAACAGAAAGACUCACCUGUGUUUUGUCGCUUCUUUCACUUCAGGAGGUUACAAUUCAACAAACAUGGUGUAUUGCGGGUGGAAGGGUUCUUAACACCAAACAAGUACGACAGUGAAGCAAUUGGCUUGUGGUUGCCUUUAACCAAAAACGUUGUGGGGACUGAUUUGGACACUGCAAAGUAUAUCCUGGCCAACAUUGGAGACCACUUCUGUCAAAUGGUGAUUUCUGAAAAGGAAGCUAUGUCAACUAUUGAGCCACACAGACAGGUUGCUUGGAAGCGAGCUGUCAAAGGUGUUCGGGAAAUGUGUGAUGUAUGUGACACCACCAUCUUCAACCUGCACUGGGUGUGUCCUAGGUGUGGGUUUGGAGUGUGUGUGGAUUGCUACCGGAUGAAGAGGAAGAAUUGCCAACAAGGUGCUGCCUACAAGACUUUCUCUUGGCUAAGAUGUGUGAAGAGUCAGAUACAUGAACCAGAGAACCUGAUGCCUACACAGAUCAUUCCUGGAAAAGCCCUCUAUGAUGUUGGAGACAUUGUUCAUUCAGUGAGAGCAAAAUGGGGAAUAAAAGCAAAUUGUCCCUGUUCAAACAGGCAAUUCAAACUCUUUUCAAAGCCAGCCUCAAAGGAAGACAUAAAACAGACUUCCUUUGCUGGAGAAAAACCUACUCUUGGUGCCGGGUUCCAGCAGAAUCCCUUGGUGUUGGAGCCAGUGCCUGUGGCUGGGGAAGCUGCUUCCAAGCCAGCCAGCAGCAUGAAGCCCACCUGUCCAGCCAGCACAUCUCCUUUAAACUGGCUGGCAGACCUGACCAGCGGGAAUGUCAACAAGGAAAACAAGGAAAAACAACCAACAAUGCCAAUUCUAAAGAACGAAAUCAAAUGCCUUCCACCCCUCCCCCCUUUGAGCAAAUCCAGCACAGUCCUCCACACCUUUAACAGCACAAUUUUAACACCUGUAAGCAACAACAAUUCUGGUUUCCUCCGAAAUCUCUUGAAUUCCUCUACAGGAAAGACAGAAAAUGGACUCAAGAAUACACCAAAAAUCCUUGAUGACAUCUUUGCCUCUUUGGUGCAAAAUAAGACUGCCACUGAUUUAUCUAAGAGGCCUCAAGGACUGACUAUUAAGCCUAGCAUUCUGGGCUUUGACACUCCUCACUAUUGGCUGUGUGAUAAUCGCUUGCUAUGCCUCCAGGAUCCCAACAACAAGAGCAACUGGAAUGUGUUUAGGGAGUGCUGGAAACAAGGACAGCCAGUGAUGGUGUCAGGAGUGCAUCAUAAGUUGAACAGUGACCUCUGGAAACCUGAAUCCUUCAGGAAAGAGUUUGGGAAUCAGGAAGUCGACCUAGUUAACUGUAGGACCAAUGAAAUCAUCACGGGAGCCACAGUAGGAGACUUCUGGGAUGGAUUUGAAGAUGUUCCAAACCGUUUGAAGAAUGAAAAAGAACCAAUGGUGUUGAAACUUAAGGACUGGCCACCAGGAGAAGAUUUUAGAGAUAUGAUGCCUUCUAGGUUUGAUGAUCUGAUGGCCAAUAUCCCACUGCCCGAGUACACAAGGAGAGAUGGCAAACUAAACUUGGCUUCCAGGCUGCCAAACUACUUUGUUAGGCCAGAUCUUGGUCCCAAGAUGUAUAACGCCUACGGAUUGAUUACUCCGGAAGACCGGAAAUAUGGAACAACAAAUCUUCACUUAGACGUAUCUGAUGCAGCCAAUGUCAUGGUGUAUGUGGGAAUUCCCAAAGGACAGUGUGACCAAGAAGAAGAAGUCCUUAAAACCAUCCAAGACGGAGAUUCUGAUGAACUCACAAUAAAGCGAUUUAUCGAGGGAAAAGAGAAGCCGGGAGCCCUCUGGCAUAUAUACGCUGCAAAGGACACAGAGAAAAUACGAGAAUUCCUUAAAAAGGUAUCAGAAGAGCAAGGUCAAGAAAACCCAGCAGACCAUGAUCCCAUUCAUGAUCAGAGCUGGUAUUUAGACCGAUCACUAAGAAAGCGUCUUCACCAAGAGUAUGGAGUUCAAGGCUGGGCUAUUGUACAGUUUCUUGGGGAUGUGGUAUUUAUCCCAGCAGGAGCUCCACAUCAGGUUCAUAACUUAUAUAGCUGUAUCAAAGUGGCCGAAGAUUUUGUUUCUCCAGAGCAUGUUAAACACUGUUUCUGGCUUACUCAGGAAUUCCGUUAUCUGUCACAGACUCACACCAAUCAUGAAGAUAAAUUACAGGUGAAGAAUGUUAUCUACCAUGCAGUGAAAGAUGCAAUUGCUAUGCUGAAAGCCAGCGAAUCCAGUUUCAGCAAACCGUAGGGGUCCAAGAGACGCCUUAACCCCUGUACAUUGGACGUGAAUUACUGGCAGCUGUUCAAAUUCUUCAGGCAGGAUUCCUGUGGACUUUGAGAUUCAUGUUACCUCAUCUUCUUUUUUAAACUGUACCCAACUGGUAAGGGUACUCUGUCUAAUGUAUAUUUCUAGUGUUUACACACACUAAAUAUGUAUAUGUAGGAACUAUUUACAGAACAUGCAUCCUUAAACUGUGACUUUUCACCUAGUGCAGACCUUCUACCAUGCUGUAAAAACAAAACCUCUUACCAGCUCUGGAACAAUACCUGCAGUUAUUCCCAGCUGUUUGGUUGGACAGCUUAGUCAAAUGGAUUUAUAACUCUUAGGAAUCACUGCACGGUUUAUUUGGCUGUAUUUUGUUUUGUGUCUGUCUGAGUAUCCUCUCCCCUACCCCUUAGGGUUCAGAUGAGCGAUGGAGGAAAUGACAGCUAACGAUGCAGUUCCUACUGUAUUGCAUUAGGACUGGCAUUAUAUAGCAGAAAUCAACUACUGUACAAUUCUUGGGUUUAACCAUCUUUAGUUAAAUGGAGUUUUAAUUUAAAUGAAGCUUUGCUAAUUUUAAGUGUUAAGCAUUUUGCAUUAAAGUAUUCAUAUAAUAUUUUGACUCCACUCAUUGGCAUUAUUAUCCUCUGGUUAUAGAUUCAGCACACUUUUCUGCAAUGUUCUAGGUAUAAGAGGUUGCUCCGGGAAUGCCUCUUAAAAGCAAAAAAAUUAGAUGCUAUAGUGAUUUGUGAGUGAUAAUUUAUAAUGCUAACAUGGAAAUAAGUUUCUUCUUAGCCAAAUGGAAGCCUUGUCACACCUUUGCAAAGAAAUACCGCCAAUUAACUAAAUUUGGAAGUGGAAGUUAACCAAGAAAUCAAAUAGUGACUGGUUAAAUGGUUCUAAAAAAAUAUUUCAAAGAGAUUGAAAUACUUUGUCUUGUCUUUCAUAAUAUAAGAGUUUACGAAGGAAAAGGAAAUUAUUAGAAAUUUUAGAACAGUAGGAUCUUAAAACAAUCCUUUCUGAAGGAAGAGAAUUCAUCAGGAAGCCACCUUUCUGUAUUUCCCUGGGCUUCUCUCCAAGCCAGGCCUCAAAGGAGUCCCACCGAUAGUUACACCGCUGUUAUUCAUAAUCAAAUAGAUUGUAACAAGUGUGAAAACAGAAAGCCACCAUGAACAAGAGUCGAUAAGAACUUUCAAAUUGCCGUAUUAAACCUGCAAAGGUUUACAGACUGGAAUGAUCCAGUAUUAUUUUAUAUUCUGAACUGUUUAAUACAUUAAAAGAAAUGAGAGUAUUGGAAUAUGAUGAAAGAAUGAGAUUUCCAGAAAUGACCAAAUAUGGAAAGAAGCUAAAUAGCAUUUAUAGAAAUGAGACAUGAUGGUUAAAAUUAGAAAUUCAGCAGAUGAGUUAAACAGAAAAAAUUCUUUUAUGAACUGGGAGAUUGGUAAAAAUAUAGAAUACGGCAUUGAAUAACAGGAAACUAUAAAGAAGUGUUAACUGAUAAGCAGGACACUGAAAAAUACAUGUUUGAUAGUGAGUGAAAGCCAAGAGAAUUGGGGGGGGGGUGGGGGGGGGAGAAAGAUGCUGUUCAGAGAUAAUUUUCCAGUAUUAAUGACCUCAUCAGAUUAGAGAAGCCCACCUAAAUCAAGCAAGAUAAGUUAAAAGUCCACCUGUAUGUUAAUAAAUUAAAAGACUACUCAAACAAGUAGGUUUUAUAUUAAAAGCAGCCAGAGUGGGGAAAACAUGAUCUUCAGGGAAGUGACAGACGAACAGUUGACUUCGUAACAGCAACGGUGGAGGUCAGAAGAAAAUAGAUUCCAUUCUUCCGGUGCUGAAGAACAUAGCCAAAAACAGAAAUACAGACACAGCAAAAUUCUUCCUCUGUUCUUUAUGGAAAAUUUCAGAUGAAAACCAGAGUUUAUUUUCAGGCCCUCGCUGAAGGAACUUUUAAGGAUAUCCUUAGGAAAGAAAACCCAGAGCAUGCAAGAAAAAAAUGGAGUACAAGGGAAAUUAUAAACUUCUGGAUGAAUUUAAACAAUAAUAGUGUUAACCAAUAUUUUUUAAGGUAUGGAUAAAUUUCCUUAAAAAGUUAAACAGAACUAACAUAUGUGAUCCAGCAGUUCCACUCCUAGGCUUACUUAAAAGAAUUGAAAGCAAGGAUUCAGAUACCCAUACACUUGUGUUCUUAGCAUCAUCAUUCACAAGAGCCAAAAGGUGGAAACAGCCCAGGUGUUCAUCAACAAAUGAGUGAAUAAACAAGAUGUGGCAUAAUACAUACGAUGGAAUAUUUUUUGGUCUUAAAAAUGAAGGAAAUUCUGGCACAUGCUAUAACAUGGAUGAAUCUGGAAAGCAUGCUAAGUGAGACAAGCCAGACACAGAAGGAGAGAUACAUGAUUUCACAUCUAUGAGAAAUAAUCAGGGGCACCAGGGUGGCUCAUUUGGUUAGGCGUUCGGCUUCGACUCAGGUCAUGAUCUCGCGGUUCAUGAGUUCGAGCUCCCCGUCGGGCUCUGUGCUGACAGCUUGGAGCCUGGAGCCUGCUUCGGAUUCUGUGUCUCCCUCCCUGCCCCUCUCUGGCUUGCUCACUCGCUCGCUCUCUCAAAAACAAAUAUUAAAAACAAUAAUCAUAAUCUUCGAGAAGUCAAAUUUCAUAGAGACAGAGUAGAAUGAUGCUGGGAAUGGAAGGGAGUGGGAGUGGGAGUUACUGUUUGAUGGGUAGAGUUUCUCUCUGGGCUGAUGAAGUUCUGGGGAUGGAUGGUGGUGAUGGUUGCACAACAUUGUAAAUGUACUUGCUACCACAGAAUUGCACAUUUAAAAAUGGUUAAAAUACUCAAUUUUUUCUUAUGUAUAUUUUACCAAGAUAAAAAAAACAACAUUCUUAUUUUUAAAAAACCGAUUAGAAGGGCAGGAAAGAAGGAACAAAUGGGACUUUUCUGAAUACUCCAAAUGCAAGAUACAGAUGGUCUGACUGUAAUAAAAGACUUGACUAUAUGCUGCUUAUGAAAGAGAUGGUUUGUAGAUUAAAAAUAAAAGUACAGAAAAGAAUUAUACCAUGUAAACACUACUCAUAUGAAAGUAAGUAUGGCUAUAUUGAUACCAAUUUUAAGAUUUUAAGAUAAAGAGUAUUACCGGAGAGAAAAAGCGUUUUUGUUUUUGUUUUUUUUUUUGGUUUGUUCUAGAAAAAAUUUUUUGUUUGCUUAUAGUUGACACAAUUUUACAUUAGUUUCAAGUGUACAGCAUAGUGAUUGGACAACUCUAUACAUCAUAAUACACUCACUACAAGUGUAGCUACUGUCACCAUACAACGCUAUUACAAUAUCGUUGGCCAUAUUUCCUAUGCUGUAUCAUUUAUUCCUAUGACCUAUUCUAUAACUGGAAGCAUAUCUCCCACUCCCCUUCACCCAUUUUGCCCAUCUUCCACCCCCUUUCCCUCUGGUGAUCAUCAGUUUAUACGUCUAGCUCUGCUUUUUGUGUCUUAAUUCAUUUGUUUUUUUAGACUUCACAUAUGAGUGAAAUCAUGAAGUAUUUUUUCUUGCUAAAAAAAACUUAGUGGUCAUAAAAGGGUUAACUUGGAAGAUACAAUAAUCUUACUGGCUACAUACCUAAUUAGGAGAGCUUCAAAAUAAUAUGAAGCAAAAUUUGACAGAAUUAAAGGGGAAAAGAAAUUCACAGUCAUAGUUGGUGAUUCUACCUCUUUCUGUAAUUAAUACAAUAAACAGACAUAAAACCAGUAUAAGUACAAAAUAAUUGAACCUAUCAACCAAAUCAGCAUUUAUUAGAACACUAAAGCCAAUGACUGUAAAACACACAUUCCUUUCAAGUACGUAUUGAUUGUUCACCCAGAAAGGCCAUAGACUGUACAUUUCAAUGGAUUAUGUAAAUUGAAAUUGUAUAAGGUACGUUCUUGAUGUGAUGACAGUGGAAUUUAAACAGUAAAAAGAUAACUGCAAAAUUCUCAAAUGUUGAGAAAUUAGGCAGCAUACUUCUAAGUAACCUACUGAUCAAAGAAAACAUCAAUUGAAAUCAAAUUAUUGGAACUGAAUAAUAAAAAUACAUUUCAAAAAUAGAUUCAGUUACAAUAGUGCUUAGAGAGGAACGUAUAAUUUUCAACGUAUGAGAAAAAGGUUUAAACUGUAUGUAUAUAAUAUAGAUUAUGUUUUGGAGAUUUUUGCAUUUUUGUUAAUGAAGGGUAUUGAUCUAAAAAAAACUUUUUUAUAUUGAUCUAAAAUUUUGAAAUGUCCUUGUAAUGUUGGGUUAUGAUAUUGAAGUUAUAACCUAAAACAAGUUAGGAAGUAUUUUCUCUUCAUCUAAUUGCUGAAAAAAAUAUAUAUAUAGAUCGAUACAUAUCUAUCUAUCUAUAUCUAUCUAUCUAUCUAUCUAUCUAUAUAUAUAUAGUUGAUCCUUGAACAACACAGGUUGGAACUGCAGAAGUUCAUUUAUGCAUGGGUUUACUUCAAUAAUUGGAAACAUUUUUGGAAAUCUGCAACAAUUUGAAAACUCACAGAUAAACCCUGUAGACUGGAAAUACUCAAAAUUUGAAAAAGGAACGUCAAAAAUGUAUAAAAUAUAUGUAGGCACUAGGCUCUUUUUUCAUUUAUUACAUAAAAUGUACUAUUAUGAAAAGUUAAAACUUAAUAAAAUUUAGGAACAGAAACACAGACUAUAUAUAUACAUGGUGCCAUUCGCAGUCAAGAAAAGUAAACAAAGAUGCAGUAUGAAGUAACUGCAUAAAAUCAGUUGUACAUAUUGUACCAUAAUAAUUUCAUAACCACCUCCUGCUGAAGUGAGCACACGUAAAACACCAUGUGACACUAGUCCUCUCUGCAUGAGCAGUUCACAUCUUCAGUAAAUUGCAUAUUGUAUUGCAAACUGCCUUCUUUCAGUUGCCCUGUAUUUUUGUGUUUAGCGCAGUACCAUAUACACUACAACAGGGGGCCCACAUGAAGUGCCACUAAUGGUGCUGGAGGUUCUAAGAAGCAGAGAAAAGUCAUGGCAUAAGGAAAAGUUGAAUUGCUUGGUGAGUACCAUUGAUGGAGAUCUGCUGCUGAUGCCUACCAUUUCAAGACAAACGAACCCAAGUGUAAGGACUGUUGUUAAAAAGAAAAGGAAAUUCAUGAAGUCAUGGUCGUGGUACACCAGAAGGUGCAAAACAUUUUUUGUGAAAUAUUUUAUCUUCUUGAAAAUGCAGCAUUUAUGUGGGUGCAGGAUUGCUAUUAGGAAGGUAUAUCUAUAGACUAAUAUCAUUCGACAACAACUUAAAAGGCAAAAAAUCUAAAACUGGAGAAUGUAACACCAGCAAAGGAUAGUUUGAUAAUUUUAGAAAGGUUUGGCUUAAGAAAUAACAAGAGAAGCCGUUUCUACUGACCCAAAAGCAGUAGACGAGUUCCCAGAAGCCAUUAAGAAAAUCAUUGAGGAGAAAGGAUAUCUGCCUGAGCAGAUGAAAGAGCACUAUUCUGGAAAAGUCUCAAAGGACAUUUAUUAGGAAGAGAAGCAAGUACCAGGAUUUAAGGCGAGAAGGGGAUAGAUCGGCUAACUUUACUGUUAAGUGCAAAUGCAGUCGGGUUGCUGAUGAGGACAGCCCUUAUUUUUGAAGCUGCUAACCUCCAAGCUGGAAGGUGAAGGGAAAAGAUAAACACCAACUGCCAGACUUUUGGUCUCACAAAGAAGGCCUGGACAAUGAGAACCUUUUUCUGGGCUGGUUACAUUGAUGCCCCCGAAGUCAGGAAGUACCUUGCCAGCAAGGGACUGUGUUUUGAAGUUCUUUUGAAAUUGGACAAAUACCCCUUGCCACUCAGAACUCUAUGAGUGUAACAUUGAAGGCACUGGAGUGUCUACAUGCCCCCCAAACACAAGGUCUCUAGAUCUGGGGUGUCAUAAAAACCUUUACGGCUCAUUACACCUGGUACUCUAUGGAAAGGAUUGUAAACGCUAUGGAAGAGAGCCCUGAUGAAGGGUUAAACUGUUGAAGAUCCCUCCAUUGUUACAGAAAAAAGCUGUGAAAGCUACCAAGCCCAAAAUAAUAAAUUCUUGCUGGAGAAAACUGUUCAGAUACUGUGCAUGACUUAAUAGGAUUU
Messenger RNA from Panthera uncia (snow leopard), 10320 nucleotides. It is a transcript of the gene KDM3A, whose product is annotated as lysine demethylase 3A. Gene Ontology annotation, molecular function: chromatin DNA binding; histone H3K9 demethylase activity; transcription coregulator activity. Bases 262 to 4236 code for a protein of 1324 amino acids. The record is from RefSeq and is a predicted model, not a curated record. Gene Ontology annotation, cellular component: chromatin; histone deacetylase complex. Lineage: Eukaryota; Metazoa; Chordata; Mammalia; Carnivora; Felidae. The transcript is spliced from 26 exons. Gene Ontology annotation, biological process: regulation of transcription by RNA polymerase II.